UGUGCCUCCCUCUCACCUCUUCCCACACCACCUCAUCUCCUCCAUAACUACCUCACCUCCUUUUUUUUGUUUGUUUUUUGAGACAGGGUCUCCUUCUGUGGCCCAGGCUGGAGUGCAGUGGUGCCAUCACAGCUCACUGCGGCCUCUACCUCCGAGGCUCAAGUGAUCCUCCCACCUCAGCCUCCCCAGUAGCUGGGACCACAAGCAGCGCCACCAGGCCCGGCUGUUUUACUUUUUAUUUUGUGGAGAAAGGGUCUCCCUAUGUUGCCCAGGCUGGUCUCGAACUCCUGGGCUCAAGCGAUGCUCCCGCCCUGGCCUCCGGAAGCGCUGGGAUUAGAGGCGUGAGCCUCCGCGCCGGGCCUCCCCGCUUCCCCUCCGCCGCCGCCUUCUCAUCGCCCUUCCUCCUUCCUCCUGACGCCUCUUACUCCCGAUCACCUCUCAUUCAUUCACCAGCUUCCAGUCCUCGCUCCCUCACCUCUUUUCUUUCCUACUCGCCUUCUCCUCUUGCCCCUUUAUCAUCUCUCCUUGUCACCGUUCUUUUUUGCCAAUCCUCUCGUUCCCCUUCCUUUCCUCCUCCUCAUCUCCUCUCUUACCCACGUCAUCUCCAUUCUCGUGCUCCCCUUCACCUCCUGUUACCUUGCGCUUCUCUCCUCUCAUCUCCAUCACCACCUCUCCCCGCUUUCGCCUUUCUUUAGCCCCCGCGUCCCCUAUACCCUUCGCCCAUGCCCGCACCCCUCCCCACCUUCUCUUCUUCCUCCCUCCACCCUCGCCUUCUGUCUCUCGCCCACCUGACUCCGCUCCGCCCCCAGCCUUAGGCUCCGCCCCGCUGGGGGUCACGGGGCCGACGGACGCUAGGCGGCCGUAGAGGCCUCGCCAGUCACGUGGUCACGUGACGCGCUCCAACAUGGCGGCGCCGUGGGGCCGAGGUGUCGCUUCCUGACGGGGCGGCGCGGACGGACGCGGCCGGUGCCGGCCGGGACGCCGGCCCCGCAGCCUAGCUCGCCAUCUCGCUCACGCCGCCCGCCCGCGGGGCUGUCAGCCCCCUCCGGGCCGGGGCCAUGCAGGAGAGCCAGACCAAGAGCAUGUUCGUGUCCCGGGCCCUGGAGAAGAUCUUAGCCGACAAGGAGGUGAAGCGGCCCCAGCACUCCCAGCUGCGCAGGGCCUGCCAGGUGGCGCUCGAUGAAAUUAAAGCAGAAAUAGAAAAGCAGAGGCUUGGCACUGCUGCACCACCAAAGGCAAACUUCAUUGAAGCUGACAAGUAUUUUCUUCCAUUCGAGCUAGCUUGCCAGUCCAAGUCCCCAAGGGUAGUCAGCACAUCCCUUGACUGCUUGCAGAAACUCAUCGCAUACGGGCACAUCACUGGCAACGCCCCUGACAGUGGAGCCCCUGGGAAGCGGCUGAUCGACAGAAUUGUUGAAACCAUUUGCAAUUGUUUUCAGGGCCCUCAGACUGAUGAAGGGGUUCAGUUACAAAUAAUUAAGGCUCUUCUGACUGCAGUGACUUCCCCACACAUUGAAAUUCAUGAGGGUACUAUCCUGCAGACAGUGAGAACAUGUUACAAUAUCUAUUUGGCCAGCAAAAAUCUCAUCAAUCAAACCACUGCCAAGGCUACCCUUACUCAGAUGCUGAACGUCAUUUUCACCCGCAUGGAAAACCAAGUGUUGCAGGAGGCCAGAGAACUGGAAAAACCAAUCCAGUCAAAACCCCAGUCCCCUGUGAUCCAAGCUGCAGCAGUAUCCCCAAAGUUCGUUCGUUUGAAGCACAGUCAGGCACAAAGCAAACCAACAACUCCUGAAAAAACAGAUUUAACCAACGGUGAACAUGCCAGGAGUGACUCUGGAAAAGUAAGCACAGAAAAUGGAGACGCGCCCAGAGAAAGAGGCUCAUCACUGUCAGGGACUGAUGACGGAGCCCAGGAGGUGGUGAAGGACAUCUUGGAAGAUGUAGUCACAUCUGCCAUUAAAGAAGCAGCGGAAAAGCAUGGUCUGACAGAACCUGAGAGAGUUCUAGGUGAACUGGAGUGCCAGGAAUGUGCUAUUCCCCCAGGAGUUGAUGAAAACUCACAGACCAACGGGAUAGCCGAUGACAGGCAGUCCUUGUCGUCAGCAGAUAAUCUGGAAUCGGAUGCACAAGGACAUCAAGUGGCUGCCAGGUUCUCCCACGUUCUGCAGAAGGAUGCCUUCCUUGUGUUCCGCUCCCUGUGCAAGCUGUCCAUGAAACCCCUUGGUGAAGGCCCUCCAGACCCAAAAUCCCAUGAGCUGCGUUCCAAGGUGGUUUCCCUGCAGCUGCUCCUCUCUGUGUUGCAAAAUGCUGGCCCCGUAUUCAGGACUCACGAGAUGUUCAUCAAUGCAAUCAAGCAAUAUCUCUGUGUGGCCUUGUCCAAAAACGGCGUCUCUUCAGUGCCUGAUGUCUUUGAGCUCUCUCUUGCCAUUUUUCUUACUCUUCUUUCAAACUUUAAAAUGCACUUGAAAAUGCAGAUAGAGGUCUUUUUCAAAGAGAUUUUCCUGAACAUUUUAGAAACAUCAACAAGUUCUUUUGAGCACAGGUGGAUGGUCAUUCAGACUCUGACGAGGAUCUGUGCAGAUGCCCAGUGUGUUGUGGAUAUUUAUGUCAACUACGACUGUGAUUUAAAUGCUGCUAACAUUUUUGAGCGCCUUGUAAAUGAUUUAUCCAAAAUUGCUCAGGGAAGAAGUGGACAUGAGCUGGGAAUGACACCUCUGCAGGAGCUCAGCCUGAGGAAGAAAGGCCUGGAGUGCCUCGUGUCCAUUCUCAAGUGCAUGGUGGAGUGGAGCAAAGACCUGUAUGUGAAUCCCAACCACCAGACCAGCCUCGGUCAGGAGAGGCUCGCGGAUCAGGAAAUAGGGGAUGGGAAAGGCCUUGACAUGGCAAGACGGUGUAGUGUGACGUCCAUGGAGUCCACAGUGUCCUCGGGGACCCAGACAACUGUUCAGGAUGACCCUGAGCAAUUUGAGGUCAUCAAGCAACAAAAAGAAAUCAUUGAACACGGCAUCGAGCUGUUCAACAAGAAACCCAAGAGGGGGAUCCAGUUUCUCCAGGAGCAGGGCAUGCUGGGAACGUCAGUUGAAGACAUAGCCCAAUUCCUGCACCAGGAGGAGCGCCUGGAUUCCACCCAAGUAGGCGAUUUUCUGGGAGAUAGCACAAGGUUCAACAAGGAGGUGAUGUAUGCCUACGUGGACCAACUUGACUUCUGUGAAAAAGAAUUUGUCUCAGCCCUGCGGACAUUCCUAGAAGGUUUCCGCCUACCUGGAGAAGCCCAAAAGAUUGACCGAUUAAUGGAGAAGUUUGCCGCAAGAUACAUAGAGUGCAACCAAGGGCAAACUCUGUUUGCUAGUGCUGACACUGCUUAUGUCCUAGCGUAUUCAAUUAUUAUGCUAACUACAGACUUGCACAGUCCUCAGGUAAAAAAUAAAAUGACGAAAGAGCAGUAUAUUAAAAUGAAUCGGGGUAUCAAUGAUAGUAAAGAUCUGCCAGAAGAGUAUCUCUCAAGCAUCUAUGAAGAGAUAGAAGGCAAGAAAAUUGCAAUGAAAGAAACAAAGGAGCUAACGAUUGCAACCAAAUCUACUAAGCAGAAUGUAGCUAGUGAAAAGCAGCGGCGGCUGCUGUACAACUUAGAGAUGGAGCAAAUGGCUAAAACAGCCAAAGCUCUGAUGGAGGCUGUGAGCCAUGCCAAAGCCCCGUUUACCAGUGCCACUCACCUGGACCACGUCCGGCCAAUGUUCAAACUGGUGUGGACGCCACUGUUGGCAGCCUACAGCAUCGGACUCCAGAACUGUGAUGACACUGAAGUGGCCUCCUUGUGUUUGGAAGGCAUCCGAUGUGCAAUCCGAAUCGCCUGCAUCUUUGGAAUGCAGCUGGAACGAGAUGCCUAUGUUCAGGCUCUUGCUCGCUUCUCCCUGCUCACAGCCAGCUCCAGCAUCACAGAAAUGAAGCAGAAAAACAUCGACACCAUUAAGACGCUUAUCACAGUGGCUCACACCGAUGGCAACUACCUUGGGAAUUCCUGGCAUGAGAUCUUGAAAUGCAUCAGCCAGCUGGAGCUCGCUCAGCUGAUAGGAACCGGUGUGAAGACGCGCUUCCUGUCUGGAUCUGGGCGUGAAAGAGAAGGGAGCCUGAAGGGCCACACAUUGGCAGGAGAAGAGUUCAUGGGCCUUGGCCUCGGUAAUUUGGUGAGUGGCGGAGUGGAUAAAAGACAGAUGGCCAGCUUCCAAGAAUCGGUUGGUGAGACCAGCUCACAGAGUGUGGUUGUAGCUGUGGACAGGAUUUUUACUGGAUCUACCAGACUGGAUGGAAAUGCAAUAGUUGACUUUGUCCGCUGGCUGUGUGCUGUGUCCAUGGAUGAACUGGCUUCCCCCCACCAUCCUCGCAUGUUCAGCUUGCAGAAGAUUGUGGAGAUAUCAUACUACAACAUGAAUCGGAUCCGACUACAGUGGUCUCGAAUAUGGCAUGUGAUUGGAGAUCACUUCAAUAAGGUUGGCUGCAACCCUAAUGAAGAUGUGGCUAUCUUUGCUGUUGACUCAUUAAGGCAACUCUCCAUGAAGUUUCUUGAGAAGGGUGAAUUAGCCAACUUCCGUUUCCAGAAAGAUUUUCUGAGGCCCUUUGAGCAUAUUAUGAAGAAAAACAGGUCUCCCACCAUCCGGGACAUGGCGAUCCGCUGCAUUGCCCAGAUGGUGAACUCCCAGGCGGCCAACAUCCGCUCAGGCUGGAAGAACAUCUUUGCCGUGUUCCACCAGGCAGCCUCUGAUCAUGAUGGGAACAUUGUGGAGCUGGCCUUCCAGACCACUUGCCACAUUGUCACAACUAUUUUCCAGCACCAUUUUCCUGCAGCCAUCGAUUCCUUUCAGGAUGCUGUGAAGUGCUUAUCAGAGUUCGCCUGCAACGCCGCUUUCCCUGACACGAGCAUGGAAGCGAUUCGGCUCAUCCGCUUCUGUGGCAAAUACGUCUCUGAGAGGCCUCGGGUGCUACAAGAAUACACAAGUGAUGACAUGAAUGUAGCUCCUGGUGACAGAGUCUGGGUCCGAGGCUGGUUCCCCAUCUUAUUCGAACUCUCCUGCAUCAUUAAUAGAUGCAAGUUAGAUGUACGAACAAGGGGACUCACAGUCAUGUUUGAGAUCAUGAAGAGCUAUGGCCACACCUUUGAAAAGCACUGGUGGCAGGACCUGUUCAGAAUCGUGUUUCGGAUUUUUGACAAUAUGAAACUCCCUGAGCAACUGUCAGAGAAAUCUGAGUGGAUGACAACAACCUGCAAUCACGCACUUUAUGCUAUUUGUGAUGUUUUUACCCAGUUUUAUGAAGCUUUGAAUGAAGUUCUUCUUUCUGAUGUAUUUGCACAGUUGCAGUGGUGUGUCAAACAAGAUAAUGAACAGUUGGCGCGAUCAGGUACAAAUUGCUUAGAAAACUUAGUAAUAUCCAAUGGAGAGAAAUUCAGUGCUGAAGUCUGGGAUGAAACCUGCAACUGUAUGUUGGAUAUUUUCAAAACAACCAUCCCACAUGUUUUGCUGACAUGGAGACCUGUAGGAAUGGAGGAAGAUUCAUCAGAAAAGCAUUUGGAUGUGGAUCUGGACCGCCAGUCUUUAAGCAGCAUAGAUAAAAAUCCCUCUGAGAGAGGACAGAGCCAGCUCUCUAACCCAACAGAUGACAGCUGGAAGGGUAGACCAUACGCAAAUCAGAAACUGUUUGCCAGCCUCCUCAUCAAGUGUGUGGUCCAGUUGGAAUUGAUACAGACCAUUGACAACAUUGUGUUCUACCCUGCGACGAGCAAAAAGGAGGAUGCAGAGCACAUGGUUGCCGCCCAGCAAGACACUCUGGAUGCAGAUAUCCACAUAGAGACGGAGGAUCAGGGCAUGUAUAAGUACAUGUCUUCCCAGCACCUCUUCAAGCUGUUGGACUGUUUGCAGGAAUCCCAUUCAUUCUCAAAGGCCUUCAACUCCAAUUACGAGCAGCGGACUGUCCUGUGGCGAGCAGGUUUUAAGGGCAAGUCUAAACCCAACCUUCUAAAACAAGAAACCAGCAGCCUGGCCUGUUGUUUGAGGAUCCUGUUUCGAAUGUAUGUUGAUGAGAACCGCAGGGAUUCCUGGGAAGAAAUACAGCAGAGACUUUUAACUGUUUGCAGUGAAGCUCUUGCCUAUUUCAUCACUGUGAAUUCUGAGAGCCAUCGGGAGGCCUGGACAAGUCUCUUGUUGUUACUUCUAACUAAAACCCUCAAAAUAAAUGAUGAAAAGUUCAAAGCACAUGCUUCAAUGUACUACCCCUACUUGUGUGAAAUUAUGCAGUUUGACCUGAUCCCUGAGCUCCGAGCAGUUCUGCGGAAGUUCUUCCUACGGAUAGGUGUUGUAUAUAAGAUAUGGAUACCAGAAGAGCCAUCACAGGUACCAGCAGCACUGUCACCAGUGUGGUAGCCCUGGCUGCCCAGGCCAGUGCUGCAGCUCUGCAGAAUGUUCAGCAUGCCAUUUCUGACUGGCACAUCUCGUGAAGGGUCAUAGAAACAAGGAGUUGGCAUCUUGGAUCUCAGAAUGGCCUGGAAACAGAUGGCCUCUACGCUGUUCCAUCACAGUCUCCGACUGAGGCUUAUGGUAUUUCAUUAAACUGUUGCAUACCCAGUUAGCACAGUAGGUGGGGAGUCUGCUUCAUUUCUAUCAUUCCAUUUUUCUGAUUAAACUGUCAAAUCUGUCAUUGCAUAUGCCAUCGUUUUCUAGCAAAAUCCCAUGAUUGGCUAUAAACGUUUUGUAAGAAGUCACUCUCCUUGAAAAUACUGAACAUAGCUGUAUAGGUUUGUGAUUAUUAGAGAAUAUGUUAAUAAAACUUCUUGUAACGGCUAACUGCCACCUAAAAUAUGCUGGGUUUUCUGUUGUUUGAGUGUGUUAGAGAAAUUUGAAUGUUUUUGUCAGUUACGAGUCAGCCGUAAUUAGAUUAGUUUAGGGACAGGUCAGGGUUAGAGAAGAGUUGUUUUUGUGUUUUGUUAAUGUCUGAGUGAUUUUUAAAGUAUUUUACAAAAAGAUAUUGAAAAUUUGGUUGAAGGCAGAGUUUAGUAAUUAAGUUAGAAUUAAGAGUUUUGCGAGGUUAAAAAAAUGUGCCUCGUGGAUCUCCCUGUUUUAGUAACAUGGAGAGAAAAAGUCUACAGGAAAAAGUGAACAAUUUAAUGAAGAUGAUUAGCCUUCCUUGAAAUAAGUAUUUGUGGAUGGGUGUUAAAUUAAAAUUUCCAGAAUACACUGUCCAUCUCACACACUCUGAAAUCUAAUAUAUGAAGUAGUAAUGAAAAUGAAGUAGUAAUUUAACCAGAGUUCAUUUAUCCUUGAAUAAACCUUUUUAUUUUCACCUCAGAAAAGUGAGUGUACUGGCAGUUAGUGUCACUGCUUUGCACAGUCCCCAUUAAAGGACCCUCCAGAGAGGGACAGUAACUGUGCAUGAGAAGCCGCUCCCAUAAGCCUCCUCAGCCAGAUGUCAUGGGUGGAACUGGAGCUGUGUCGGGGCCAGCACAGCUGAACUGUGACAAUGGCAGGCGGUGGCAUGUGCCCAGCACUUCCAUUAAUCUGAGCCUAGGAGUUGAAUUCUUUGGCAGGGUUGGAUUCUGAGGUCCUUAUUAUGUUAAUGAUGGUGCAAUACUCUCACCUGCAGUAGUACUGAGUUCUGCUGCAGCUUGUGUAAAAGCAGGCAGUACACAAGUACGUCCCGAAGCCUGUGAGCAGUAUACGUGGAUGCUCACCCAUGAGAAAGAGCACACACGCCUCAUUCUCUGCCCUCACCCACUGCUCACCUAGAGCAUCGCUGAGCUUAGACAAAGUGUUACACAGAAUGAUUAAAACUUUCAGACUUCUACCUAUGCUCUUUAGUCCUGUAAAUUGGGUUGUAUUGAUGUCAACUCUGGUGCCUUAGAAGUUAGUAGUUUGGGAACCUAUCUGUAAAAUCAGAUGUUUUUUCUUUGUAGAGAAGGAUUUCUGGUGCUUUUGCUUACUAAGAGACCGAUAUUCUUAAGUUGUUUUCUUGUUUUAACAGCCUUGAGAAAUGUUUGGUUUUUGGCCAGCAGAAUUCUUGUCUACUUUUUUCUUUCCCAAAAAGUGUUUUUUAAUUUCUCUACCAAAGAAAAAAUGAGCAGGUUUAGGUUUUUACAUGACUUACAUACAUUAGAUAAAAGGAGCUGUAUAAUUUAGCAGGAAAGGACUAUGGGAGAAUACUUUACGGUGAGUGGAAAAUGUUAGCACAUUUGACUGGUUUGCCCUGGAAUCUACUGUACCUUUACACUGCACCAUGAAACCUACACUCCCUGGUAUCAUAGCGCGUCAUCACCUCAACAAGUCAGUCGUCUCCAUUGAUAUUUGUACAAAAGGUAUACAUGGGGAACACGUGUUCAUUCAUUAAGUCCAUCUUGCGUGCAGCUAUAUCCCUGAUUGGUUAUUUUUCCUUUCCUUCUGAGGUUCUCAUGUCAUUUUCUUCAUUGGAUGUGACUAAAAUUUUUCUGGUGUCUUCUGCCCUCUCUUUAAUUUUGCCUCUUGUGGGGUAGCAGAUGUGUCAGUGCAUUUUAUUACUUGCUGAAACAUUCAGGCUUACAUUUCUUAUUAGUUUAGUAUUUUAAAAGAUUUAAUUUUCUGAAUGAGGCAUUUGAAUUGUACCAGCAAUGGACUUUUAAAAAAUUGGAUGUAAAACCAUUCAGGGUGAUUUUUCUUGUCAGUGGACAGUGACGAACAGAGAUUUGAAAUCCCUUACCUCCAAUAAUAAGCCAUUCAGCCUAAAUUCAUUUUUAUGAAUAAAUCUCUUCUUUCUCAUGGUAAAUGUGGCUUGUGCCACUCAAACACUAGUGAAAGGGUGUGUACAACUGCAACAUCAGGCCAGGACACCAUUUAUUUAACCAAGUAAUGGAGGAGAGUGAAACAUUUUCCAAGGCCUUAUUUCUUUUUCAGAAUGCUUUAAGUGUUGAUUAUAUGUGCUGGGUCUCUAGAGAAGUUUUUAUUUGUUACAAUACUGCUGCUUUGAGCAAUUUUGUUUCUCUUCAUUGUCUGUUAGGGAAAUCACCAGCUUUGGCAUCUUAACAACAAACAGUGGAUGGGUAAUUUUUAUUUCUGAUACGCAUCUUUAGAGUCAAAUAUAUCUUUCCCUGUACUCCUCAUGUACAACCAAAGAACAUACAUUAUGAAAAUUGUAUUAUAAUAUCUGGAAACACAACAUUUUCCUCUGGCAGGUGACUUUUGUACGAAAUGAAAAAAAAAAACCUGUAUUUUUUUUGUUGUUCUUUUGUGAUUAAGGAUAUACAUUUAGUAGUCUUUGUUAUUAAAGGAACCUGCUGAUAAGUACAAGUGUGACCAUCUCAUUCAAAUGUUUGUUGUUAUGAUGCAAAUGGAUAUUGGUUUCAAUAGAAGCUGGAUCCUUAAUACUGCAUUUUCUGAAUUCUGUUUUAAUAUUUGUGUUAAAGUAGACAUAGCUGAACUCACAUGGAAUCCUGGAGUUUUGUUAUCAGCAGCUUUGCAGUUUGGGAAGCAAAGAAACCAAAGCUGAGUGUUUUAAAGAAUGAACAUAUCUGGAAAUCCUUGCUCUCAAAACAAAACAAUAUAAUCUAUCAAAGGUGUUUUACUCAGUGUUCUAAUUUUUAAAAAAUUUUAUCUGCAUAUUUGCAUCAAAUAUUUAUGUGUAAAAUGUAUGUUUUACCUCCUUAAAAUGCCUAAAAGUUAGUUAAUAGUUACUUUGGUUUAAUCUAUACACAAUGAUUAAGUGCAUUUAAUAUUGGUAAUUUAAUGAAAACCAUUCCUUGCCCAAUGGAUGUAUAAAUUUUUGAAAGAAUAAGCAGAAUUAUAUAAUAUGAAAUGCUAUGUAAAGUUUUCUAUGUAAAAAUAUUAUGUAUAAUACUAUUAAAAUAUCCCAUGCUUUGAUCAGGUGGUAAAUCAAUAAAAUUUUAAAAAGUA
Molecule: messenger RNA, 9908 nt
Organism: Gorilla gorilla gorilla (western lowland gorilla)
Lineage: Eukaryota; Metazoa; Chordata; Mammalia; Primates; Hominidae
Gene: ARFGEF2
Product: ARF guanine nucleotide exchange factor 2
Exons: 39
Coding region: 1059-6416 (1785 amino acids)
Biological process (GO): regulation of ARF protein signal transduction
Molecular function (GO): guanyl-nucleotide exchange factor activity
Source: RefSeq, a predicted model, not a curated record